This is a messenger RNA of Exophiala bonariae, 3162 nucleotides long. RefSeq lists its product as uncharacterized. The transcript is spliced from 4 exons. Gene Ontology annotation, cellular component: cytosol. Bases 1 to 3162 code for a protein of 1053 amino acids. Gene Ontology annotation, molecular function: iron ion binding; FMN binding; heme binding. The record is from RefSeq and is a predicted model, not a curated record. NCBI's taxonomy places the organism in Eukaryota, Fungi, Ascomycota, Eurotiomycetes, Chaetothyriales, Herpotrichiellaceae.
AUGACCACUCCAAUUCCACAACCACCACCAUAUCCCUUUAUUGGCAAUAUCAGAGACCUCGAUCCUCAGAAUGCCAUUCUGAGUCUUGGUAAACUGGCCAAGCAAUAUGGUCCAAUCUUCAAACUGUCAUUCUUUGGUAAUACAAGGCUAUUCGUCAAUUCAGUCGAACUUUUGAAUGAGCUUUGCGACGAGAAAAGAUUCACCAAGUCCGUUUCCGGCGCAUUGGAUCAGAUUCGUAACGGUGUUGGCGACGGCCUUUUCACAGCAUACCAUGGAGAGCACAAUUGGGAAGUUGCUCACCGGACGUUGGUGCCAGCCUUCGGACCGAUUGGCAUACACGAUAUGUACGAUGAAAUGUACGACCUCGCCACCCAGUUGGUCGCAAAGUGGGCUCGUGGAGGUCCUGAAGCAAGAAUAAAUGUCACAGAUGAUUACACGCGACUCACACUUGAUUCGAUUGCUCUUUGUGCAAUGGGUAAGAGAUUCAAUUCGUUCUACUCGGAAGAAAUGCAUCCAUUCGUGGGUGCUAUGGUACGGUUCUUGGUGGAAUCUGGCAUGAGACCACGAAAGACGAGACUCGAAUCCUUCAUCUGGAGGGAACCCGAGCGACAAUAUUUCAAAGAUAUCGAGUACAUGAAAGGCGUGUGCAAAGAGCUGAUUGAGCACCGACGGGCCAACCCUGUGGAGAAGAAAGAUCUGCUCAACGCGAUGCUGUUUGGACGAGAUCCGAAAACCAAAGAAAGAUUGACCGACGAAAGUGUCGUGAACAACAUGAUCACUUUUCUGAUUGCCGGCCACGAAACAACGUCUGGAAUGCUCUCCUUUAUCACAUAUUACCUGAUCAAAAAUCCCAAUGUAUGCGACAAAGCGCGUAAAGAAGUCGACACCGUCGUGGGAACAGGCCCUGUGACUGUUGACCAUAUCACAAAACUGCCCUACUUGGAAGCAAUCAUGAGAGAAACCCUCCGCCUGAAUCCCACAGCACCAGGUUUCUCCAUCACCACCCUUCCGGGAAAUGGAGAUGAGGUGAUUGGUGGAGGAAAAUAUCACAUCCCUAAUGGAACCACUAUUUUCUGCAACCUGCCUGCUGUAGGUCGCGAUAAAACGGUGUUUGGAGAGGAUGCCGAUGAGUUCAGACCAGAACGGAUGUACGGCGAGAACUUCACAAAACUACCACCCAACGCUUGGAAGCCUUUUGGAAACGGCGCGAGGGGCUGCAUUGGAAGACCGUUUGCAUGGCAAGAGGCCCUCCUCGCCCUGGCAUUGGUAUUGCAGAAUUUCGACCUUAGGCCCGCCGACCCAUCGUAUGAGCUGCAAAUCAAAAGCACAUUGACAAUCAAGCCUGGAGAUUUCUAUAUCCACGCUUCUCCACGUGAUGGGGUAGAGGUACUCAAUAUUGAGAGGAAAUUGUAUGAAGGUGUGCAUGCUUCACAAUCGCGCCAAGCAGCACGCACGACCAAAGCAGAGAAGCCAGCUUCUGGAAAGCCUCUGUUAGUUCUGUACGGUUCAAAUUCGGGCACAUGCGAGGGCCUCGCGCAGAAGCUUGGGCAAAGCGCUGGUGGGCAUGGAUACGCACCCACUGUCAUUCCUCUUGACGAUGGUAUCGAAGCAAUUCGCAAGGACGUCCCCGUCGUCAUUGUGACGGCGAGUUACGAGGGCAAUCCUCCUGACAACGCAGAUGCUUUUGUGAGUUGGCUGAAGGGCGUUGACAAGGAGAAGAUACAGGACGUGAAAUUUGCCGUAUUUGGUUGUGGUCACCAUGACUGGGUUGCUACAUAUCAGAAAGUCCCCAAGCUUAUUGAGAAUGAAUUGCUUGCCAGAGGUGGCAGUCGGAUCACCGAGCGAGGAGAGUCCGAUGUGGCUCAAGGAAGGGUGUUCGACGACUUCGAUACCUGGCAAGACGAGUACCUCUGGCGGGUGCUUGCGGCUGACAGUGGAACACAAUCUCAGACAACUGAACCUCUCAACAUGGAAAUGGACAGCAAUGCUAGAGCUUCACACCUGCGACAUGACGUGCAGAAUGCACGAGUACUGAAGAACGACUCGUUGACUCCAGCUGGCGUGCCUGAAAAAAGAGUUACGGAGUUCGAAUUGCCCAAGGGAAUGUCAUACGAAGCAGGAGACUACCUCGCAUUGCUACCCGUGAGCAAUGUGUCGACCAUCGCAAGAGUGCUGAGAAGGUUCGGUCUCGCGUGGGAUGCCACCAUGACGCUCCACAAAGGGGCGCACACCACCAUCCCUACCGAAAUACCCAUGUCCGUUACGACGGUACUGGGCAGCUACGUCGAGCUGAACAGUCCAGCAAGCCGCAAGAACAUUGCAACUCUCAGCAAGUACGCCCAGGGAGACAAAAGCAUUGAUGAGAAAGUCCUGGAUCACGCUCACCCGCCAUCGAUACUCCAGCUCCUGGAAAAACACACGGACAUCAAACUCCCCUUCCCGGUCUUCCUCGCCAUGCUCAAUCCCAUGCGCAUCCGGCAGUACUCGAUCUCGUCAUCCCCGCUCCUGGACGCCACAAAAGCUCGCAUCGUCUACUCCGUUGUCGACGCAGACCCCGCCCAUCUCGGCAUAGCCACAAACUACCUGAAAGCCCAAUCGGCGGGCUCGACCGUCCAAGUCAUGAUCAAGAAAUCGCACGCGUCGUUCCAUCUCCCCACAGACCUCAAGACCCCGAUCCUGAUGCUCUGCGCGGGCACGGGCCUGGCUCCCUUCCUGGGCUUCAUCGAAGAGCGAGCCGCGCGCAUCGCCGCCGCCUCCAACAACAACAACAGGGACGAAAUCGGCGAGGCCGUCAUCUUCAUCGGCUGCCGCGACCCGGACCAAGACCGCGUGUAUGCGCAGCAACUCGACCAGUGGCAACGCGACGGCGUCGUCAAAGUGUACUACGCGUUUAGUCGGCGGGCGGAAGAGUCGGCCGGCUGCAAGUACGCGCAGGACCGGCUGUGGCAUGAGCGUGCCGAGGCGAGCAGGCUGUUCGCUGGCGGUGCCCGAGCUUAUAUCUGUGGCAGUAGUGCGUUGGGUAAAGGGAUUGCAGAGGUGGUGGCUAAAAUUGCGGUCGCUGAGGCUAAGGAGAAGAAAGGGAAGGAUAUGAGCCUGGAGGAGGGCCUGAUGUGGUGGGAGGGCCUCAGGGGUGAGAGGUAUGCUGUUGAUGUUUUUGAUUAG